AUGGUUAGUGAAGAAAUUUCUAUCAAUCAUGUCUUACAAGCUGCUGAACGUAUUCAAGUUCAUCGUACACCUAUAGCCACUAGUACAGCUAUGAAUGAACUUGUUUCAAAAAAUGGUGGUAUUAUGUCUUCUGUAGAGUUAUUUUUUAAAUGUGAAUUAUUUCAAAAGACAGGAUCUUUUAAAUAUCGCGGAGCUAGUAAUGCAAUUGCGUUAUUAACAGAUGAAGAAGCUGCUAAUGGGGUAGUUUGUCAUUCAAGUGGUAAUCAUGCACAAGCACUUGCUCUUGCAGCAAAGAAUCGUGGUAUUCCAGCUUAUAUUGUUAUGCCAAAAAAUUCACCUAAAGUGAAAAAAGAAGCUGUUUAUGAAUAUGGUGCUCAAAUAAUUGAAUGUGAGCCUUUUCAAUCAGAACGUGAAAGUAUGGCAGAAAAGGUUCGAGUUGAAAAGCAAGCUUCUUUUAUUCAUCCGUUUAAUAAUCCUAAUGUCAUUGCUGGACAAGGAACGAUUGUAAUUGAAUUGUUUUCUCAAGUAAGUGACUUGGAUGCUAUUCUUGUUCCUGUAGGGGGAGGAGGGAUGCUUACAGGCUGUUCCAUUGCAGCCAAGGCACUCAAUCCUAAAAUCAAAGUCUUUGCAGCUGAACCUAGCCAAGUAGAUGAUUGUUACCGAACCUUUAAAGGAAAGAAGAGGAUGACGAAUAGUGUUAAGACAGAGUCAGUAGCGGAUGGAUUGUUAACGAAUUUAGGUGACAUUGCUUAUCAUGAAGUAUUGAAACAUGUUGAUGAUGUCUUUACAGUAUCAGAAAAGGAGAUUAUUCAAGCAAUGGAAUUGAUUUGGGAACGUAUGAAACUUUGUAUUGAACCCAGUGCUGCUGUAGGUUGUGCUGUUGCUCUUUAUAAUCAAGAUUUCCAUGAAAAGAUCAAGCAAGAAGGGAUUAAACGAAUUGGUAUUAUUCUUUGUGGUGGCAAUGUAGAUAUUAUAAAAGCUACAGAAUUAUUUCAAAAAUACAAAUAA
This is a messenger RNA of Cokeromyces recurvatus, 1008 nucleotides long. Its product is annotated as tryptophan synthase beta subunit-like PLP-dependent enzyme. Lineage: Eukaryota; Fungi; Mucoromycota; Mucoromycetes; Mucorales; Mucoraceae. The record is from RefSeq and is a predicted model, not a curated record. Bases 1 to 1008 code for a protein of 335 amino acids. The transcript has 3 exons. Gene Ontology annotation, biological process: L-serine metabolic process; pyruvate biosynthetic process; D-serine biosynthetic process. Gene Ontology annotation, molecular function: magnesium ion binding; threonine racemase activity; serine racemase activity.